AUGGUUAGGCCCUCAACUUUCUUCCUUUUCUUCAUCCUCCUUGUGAUUGCAGGGAAGUUGAUAGAGGCAAAGGAUUCUUGCUCAUAUUUCGAUACAAUUGGUGGAGGAUGCCCGGACUUACGUGCAUGCGGUGAAACUUGUAAGCCGUGUUACCGCGGCAUCGGCUUAGUUCAGUUUUCCUGCGUUGCUCCGGGCGGAGGAAUACUCUUUUACAGAUGCCGGUGUGAGUUCAAGAACGGGGCACCUUGUCCGCCCGUGGGACCGCCUACUUGUCCCGCCCCCGGCGGCGCUUAUAGUCGGCCACAUGUCACGUAUUAUUAUCACCAUGAGGAUGAAAAGAAGAAUGUCACGGUUGAUCUUACGACACUGGCAACGCAAUUUCCUUAA
This is a messenger RNA of Oldenlandia corymbosa var. corymbosa, 387 nucleotides long. Lineage: Eukaryota; Viridiplantae; Streptophyta; Magnoliopsida; Gentianales; Rubiaceae. The record is from the annotation of a GenBank genome assembly.